AUGGAUGAGCAGCGUGCGUCCUCCCUUGAGGAGGAAGUGCAUCAUGGCAUUGAUGUUAUUGUGAAGCUUACACAGUUUAGUGGCGGUGAAGAUAGCGUUAAAACACUAAUUGAUAAAGAAAUUGCGAGGCUUACAAAGCAGCAUAAUGGCUGUCAAAAGUCUCCGCAGUCUCCUGACUGUCCUCAGCAUAAAAAGCUUGAGGAGCUUAAAAAGAAACUUAAUACAUUGACUCAGAAUAAUGAUAACGAUUGUGAAACAUUAUUAAAUAACCUGUGCUCCGGCCUGGAGAAGUUCCUUGGUUACCAAGAAACUUCCAAAGGCUACGAUGGCUCCGGCAUCGUGUACUCUGACCUUGACAGGCUGUGCGACGGGGUGAUGUCUUUCCUUCAUGGUGUUCUUAAAGAUGUAAAUGACAAUCCAAAUUUGUCUAAAUACAAUAAUAAUUUGCCUGGCGUCCUUCAAAAAAUUACUGACGCUCUCUAUAAUAGAGAUAAUUUUGAUAGUAGUAUUGUCGAAGUUGGCAAGGGGAUUAAGCAGUGGGUGAGCGGGGUGGAUGGAAGUAAUAAAGGAGUGAUGGAGCCGUUGGAGAGUCUUGAAAUUACUAUUAAGGGGCAUAUGAGGUUAAAUAUGAAUGACAUGUCUAUUACCAAUCAGUUACAAAAUUGGCAGACGCUUGCUGGCGACUACCUAGGAAAGGUGUUGGAUUCAGAGUUGGCGUUAAAUGAGGUUGACAAAAGGCUUGAAGACAAAUUGACCGCUACUGUAGGUUUCCUAAAACAGGCCGCUGAGAAUUUUUGGACAUCCAUAAAUGACUCUAGCUUGCAAGGUUGUGUAGAGGAGCUGGAAAAUAAAUUUGCGCAGCGAAGGGAGGAAGUGAAGAGUCAUAUAGAGAGCAAAAUACAAGGGGCACAGCAAGAAUUGAAUGUGAGAUUGUCGAGUGUUGAACAUAAAAUUAAUGGCCUUAAGAGGGAUAAACAGAGUGGAUUCGACAAUAUUAAUAAAUCCAUAAGUGACGCAUUAGAGAUGUCUGAUAAAGCAAUUGAGAGACUCAAUAAUGAUUAUAGACAAAAGCUUGAAGAACAAUUUGCGUUGUUGAGAGAGACGAUGAAACAUAUUGACCCCAAUGAUAAGCAUGCGCCGGUAGAAGGAGUGAAAUCCAAGUUGAGGGAUCAUGUUGAGCACAUCAAGAUCCAGGUUGGAGUAAUGGACAAGGCGUGCAAAAACAAAUUGAAGGAAAUCUGGGAACACGUGAGAAAGAGCGUUGGAAAAAAUGAUAGCGAAGGUCUUUUGGCGGAGCUCACUAAACUGGAUGAGGAUGUCAAAAGUGAUUUGUAUACGAUUAGAAAAAACGUAGAGAACGAAAUGAAGAGGUAUGUCAAGACGUAUGUCAGCAAAGUCAAGCAGAGUGUUGAGAAUAUUCGAGAGACGGUAGGGGACAAAGAUACAAUUUUGCGAGGCAGGGAUGCAAGUAUGUAUUAUAAUUGGGAGAUGCUUCAACAGCAGAUUACUACGCUAGUUGGUUGGAUUAAUGGGACAGGGGAUAAUUAUGAUGGACUGAAAGGGAUUCAACAUAAGGUGAAGGAGUAUCAUAAGACGUUCAAAGAGAAUCUUAAUUAUAUAAUAGGCGUAUGGGUUGCAAAUAAUAUUUUGAAGAAAGAUAAGGUCAUCAUAACGAAGAUUAAUGCAUAUGUUACGGAUAACAAGAGUCCUAUGAAUAAGCUUAAGCAAAUAUAUGACAGUUCCGACAGAUCUAAGAUCAAUGACGAACUGUGCAAGGAAAUCGCAACUAUUUUCCAGAGUCAACUACUUCAAAAGAUUGGGAAGGUCGAAGUUGAAACUGGCGACGGCACAAUCGAAAGGUAUCUUGAAGCUGUCAAAAAAGGCUGCAAUACAUUUGCCGAUCAGCUUCAGGGGCAGCUUGUUGAUGAACAGUUCAAAGUUAAGUCUGACCUUGCCGCGAAGAUGGCCAGGGAGGUAGAGACCGCUGUGUCCGCCACUAAAUCAGCUGAUAGUACCAACAAGGCCCACCUCAUAUAUGCCGUACACCUCAUUCUCGAACAAAUCGUUGUUAUAUCUAGGCAAACUGCCAAAGCGCUUGCAAAUUUCACUUCAAACAACGCGGGAUACAACCUCGGCAGAAGUUUAGAGGCGGCUAUAAGUAAUGUGGAAGCAAUUGGGAAGGAGUUUGACAUAUCAGAUAGAACCGGGAAAGGCUACGGCAAAAGACUCAAUGACGCAUUGUCUAAUGUGAAGCAACAAAUUGAAAAGCUCUACAGCAAUAUGCACACGGCCGCUACGUCUUCCACAGUCAUAUCCGCUGACGCAGGUUUUGAGCUUAACGACAGUAUUGAAAAAAGGGUUGAUAAGAUAUUGGACGACAACAUUGGCGCGCAGGAUGGUAGCACUGGUAAAGUAGGAAAGCAAUUUGGUUCAGAUGGUCAUAUGUACAGUUACAAUCAGCAGACGAAGAAAGGUAAUUCUGGUUUCGAAACAGGGACGUUAAGACGCAAGAUUGAUGACAUAAGGAAGAAGUUUGAUGAACAGUUCAUAGCAAACAAUGAAAUCAAAACAAACGAACUCCAGCAUUAUGAGUACGCUGAAAGCUUGUAUAACUCCACCAUGGAGUACGUGGUAGAGGCGAUUGAUGAUUUAGAAGCUUUGCCAGAUGCCGUUGUUGAGGCGGAAGUGGAAGCCGAAAAACUAAUGGACCAAAUGCAGCAGCACAUCGAAGCCGUACGAAGUGAUAUUAGUACAAUUGCUUUAAAUGUAAAAUCGGCGGCAGACGCUGUUGACUCCGCCAUCCACUCCGUUGUAACAGCGUUAGAGGAGACCCGAAAUACUACGAAUAGAAUGCUACAAGAGUUGAAGAUAAACUUACAAAUGAAGGUUCGGGAUGUUUUGAACGACCUGGUGGAUGGCGUUCAGGAGACUUUCAAUGCACAAAAGCAUGCUGAAUUAAAAGCUUUGCAGGAAAGCGUUGCAAAGUAUACAUCCGAAAUCCAGAAGCUCAUCAACGACGAUACCAACGCAGGCCUGAAAGGCCUGAUGAACAAGCUGAGUGACACCUUCAAGACAGAAAGCCUGCAAGGCUUAAGCAAUGCAACGCUUGACUUAAUGGCGAGCAGAGUCAAAAGCUUUUAUGACAAAUUCUUCACCUUAUUGAAAUCACAAUUCGACGUCUCUCCACAUACCAAAAUUGUUGACCCCCUCGCCUCCGCCCUCUCCGCCCUGCUCUCCACAAUGCACUCCAAACGCCACUUCCACCGCGAAGUCUCCGACAAAAUCGACGCGCUCAAACGCGAACUGGACAACUUCGCUCCAACAAAAUUCUCCGAAGCCUCUCCCCUGCUCAACGUCAUAAAGCGCGGCGUCACGCAGCUCCACCAGGAGCUCGAAAAGCAGUACGUCAGCAGGUACAGCGGCAUACAGUUCGCUGGACCUCUAGUGAGACCUAAUGAGAAUUCCGAAACAACACCAGUUAAAGCACCCAAACAAAGUGACGACAAUAAUGAAUUGACUGACGAAGGCCGCAAUGCCGCCAAAGUAUGUGUCACGCUUUUAGCCAUUUUACGUCGCGACCUGAACAAUCUAAGAGAAGAUUGUGACACGAAUUGGAGUGGCAAAACACUAUGCAGAGUGGAUGCCGGCAAAAGUAAUCCACUCGGAAAGUGGUUUGAUGCGCGUGGCUUCACGGUGUCAAAAUCAGCCGACAAGCAAGAAGGCGAAUUGAACAAAAAUAAAAAUGCGUCAGCUAUAUCUGGGAAGCUCAACGAGACAGUUCAAGGUGCCGACAGUAAUUCACAUCUCACAACGUGCAAGCCAAAUGAUAAAGCAGACAAAUUCAAUGCCCUCGACAUCCUCGACUGUCUGUUCGAUCACCUCACUCAAUAUAAUAAGACUUGCCACUUAAUUAUUCCAAUUUCACCUAAGUUACCGUCUAGCGUAAACGAUAUGCUGCAAUGGCUCUCCGGUCUACGGUACAAUCACAUGCGGCAGCCAGUCGUGAGUGCUUUCAACGGGUUGUUUAGCGACGCAGAAAAAGGAUUGGCCGUGACAGCUCCACACGACGUCCUAAGAAAGAUACCAAGCUCAACGCUGAGACCUAACACACUGGCAGGCACACUUACCGUAGUGUGCCGUCAAGCCGAAAAAACACUCAUCGCCAUCCAGGGCUACGGACAUUCCGACGGCCGUUACGCCUGCGAGUUCUCCGACAACUCCCGCAAUUUAAUGUAUCCCACAAACCCUGCUGCGUGUUUAGACAUGCUUAUAGAUAUACUGUGUAGGCUUCAACAACAAUUGUGCUUCCUCUACAGACAAUGUUGUUUCAUGAGUAACUGCAGUGGAUGGCGUGACUGUCAUUACGGUCAACACGUCGCUGGGUCAUCGUGGCAGUGCAACGAUAAGCAAUGCCCUGACCAAACGUGUGACCAAACAUGUAACCAAAAGUGCAAACAACAUCCUGACUGUGGCCUCAAGUCGCCGCUUCAAUCGUUCCUUGAAGACGGAUUGCAAGGGUUCUUGCCACAUUCAUUUAGCAGUCCCGGCUGCAAGUUAACGUGUACGGUAUCCAAUCAUAGAGGCCUUCCUUGUAAGACGCCUAUGGGCUUCGGUGACCUCUGCGUAACGGCGUCUCAUACACGUAACGGCGCGUAUCUCAGAGAUGUGCUCUACGAUUUCUGUGGCGAUGCUAGCAAGCCGCUCAGCAGAUUAUGCGGCUACCUUGUAUGCCUUGUGAAUCGUCCACCUGGAACAUUAGGCGAGAUGUUUGGGUUCUACUAUUCCUUCAUCCAUGGAUGGAGUGGUAGCGGUACCCAUCGUAAGGAUGGCUUCAACAAAGCCGUGAUCAGUGCCAAUUUCGAAAACGAAAGUACAAGCCUGGACAUUGCUCCAGUAUUCAGAAGCAGCGAUCAUAAAUCUGGUAAUUGUAUGCCGCACCUCACCGGUGAUCUGCACGCUCUUGUUAAAUGCACCGGUACAACAGGGGACGCUGCGUCACACCCAUGUGGUCCGUACUUGAGAUCACUGUGCCAUGACAUCCGAGGCAUAUAUUCAGAGACGUACGCAGCCAAAUAUCUAUCAUGGAUUGUCUAUUUAACAGAGACAUUCUAUAAGCUGCUAAGCAUGUUGUAUGAUGAGUGUAACAGUAAAUGUGGCGGUGAGAAACCAAGAUGCCGUAAAAGUAAAUGCAUUAGCAAUUGCGAAGCUGCAAAGUGGCCGAUUAGCCCUGAAUCGAGGCAUGAUGAAUCCUGUCAUUCAAUUGUAAAGUGCGCAUUCACACUGCCAACAUUGUGCAAAUACGGUCUAUAUUUUGAAAACACGUUAGACCUCGCCGGCAUGAACGGAAUGCCAUUGAAACGCACAUGUAACGAUUUUUGUACACUAUUAAAAACAGUGCUAAAUGAAAAAUCUGUUCUUGUUAAACUCUUCCAUGCAAUCGAUGAUUUCCUAAAAGAAAUCAGAUGGCCCUUCAUGACGACAUUGCUCACCCUCUGGUCGCUGUCGCUCCUGUACCUGCUGCACAUCGCCGUCGUCCGCCUCGACGUCCUGAGGAUACGCUCCCACCUGAGAUCACCCUCAAGCCACCGCAUCGCCGCCCAGUCCCUCCUCGCCGCCGCACGCGUCAGGGCACUCGCCAACGUCAAGUAUAAUGGCCAUUAUUCCGAAGUACAUGGCUCUGACUCUAAAAGAAAGAGCGGUGAAAAGGAUCUUUUUGAGCGCCGUAUCUCUCUUGGUCUGCUUGCCGGACAGCUUUCGGGUUUAAUUGGUGGUGGAGAUGAAGUAAAAAAGGCUAUUGUGAAUGGUUUGCACAGUAAUGUAAGUCAGCUUGAAAAGCUUUUGAAUGCAUCUUGCGGAGGUGAGGGGUGUGAUGAUGCUGUGAAUUUCCGUGAUGGAGAUCUUAAAACUCUUCAAGAGCAGUUUAAUGAAGUUGAUAAAAUUGCAACAGAAAUUGAUGGCCUUAAUAAGCAAAAAGAUGAAAAAAGGAAGGCGCCCGUAGGGGCGCCGUCCGGCGGUGGUCCUGAGAUUGAGAAGCUUGAAAGGGAAAUUCAGCAAAAAAAUCAGGAACUUCAAAAGCAAAAAGAGAGCCGUGAAAGGCAAAUUACACAGCUUAAAAGUGCUUUAAAAGAGCCUGAAAAGGAAAUUGAUGAAUACAUUAAGAACCUUACUGCACAAAUUGCUGACAUCAAUAAGAAAAUUGAUGACAUUAAACAAGCGGAAAGGAAGAAAAAUAAGGAUCUUAAAGAUGCAGAUAUCUCCAUUCCCUCCCAUCUUUCCAAUCCUCUUGAAACUGCGCAGGCUAAAUUGCAGUCUCAUGAGGCUUCGUUAACAUCGCUUCAAAGUCUUGGAAAGCUUAUGAAAUUCAAUGAGAGUGUUAAAACUUCUACAACCGGAGAAUGUAAAAGCAUUUUAAACAAUCUGUGCUCUGGCUUGGAGAAGUUCCUUGGUUACCAAGAAACUUCCAAAGGCUACGACGGCUCCGGCAUCGUGUACUCCGACCUUGACAGGCUCUGCGACGGGGUGAUGUCUUUCCUUCAUGGAGUUCUUGAGAGUGUUAAAGAUGAUGAGAGUGUGAAAACGUAUGAUAAUAAUCCACCAAAUGAUAUUAACAAUGUUCUUGACAGAUUAAAUGAUAGUGUAGGUAAAGGCCGUCAGGCCUUCCCGUCUGCCGUGUCCAAGGUAAGUGGGUGGUUGGAAAAACAUGGUGAGCAGGUGGACCAAAAAAUCAAGAAAGUAACGACACCGAUUACAAAGCUUUUAGAAGGCGGCAAUGAAGAUAAUUUCAAGAACAUUCCGCAGUUGAUUAAAGACAUUCAAGGGAUGCAGAGUCAAGACUACGAGAGUGUUGUUAACAAGAUUUCUCCAAAUGAAGGUAAGUUACAUAAGUGGCUUUCAUCUGUUUCAGGUCUGCCGACGAAGACUCAAGAGGCACUUAACGCACUUGAUAGCGUAGACAAAACACUUUUUAAUAAGUUGCAUCCUCACGUAAAUUUACUGCAUAAUGCUGUAGACACUUUUGUAGCAAACUCCAGGAUGGAUCACCAGGAUCUCAUCGCGGUUUGCACGAAAGUCGAUGGCGACCUUGAGGCGCUUGAAACAAAUGUGAAUGCAGUUGUUAUAAGUUCUGUGGGUCAGCUUAAAACCACUGUGACUGCGGGUAUAAAUGAACUUGAUAGGCAAGUUAAGAAAAUUCUGGAUGAGAAAGUUAAGACAUUACAGGAGACUGUCAAGAAGUUGGAGACUAUCAGGGGAAAGAUUGAGACGGCGGUUGGGAGUAUAAAUGAGAGGUUCAAGGAAAAUGGAUCGAAAAAUGGAGAUGAGACUGUGCCGUGUUGCCAAAAAAAGGCGCAAGGGAUUUAUGACAAGGCUUCGACUGAAAUUAAUGGUGUGGACCAGCUUGGAGGUUUAUGGCAGAAGAUUGAGCAGGCGCUUACGGGACUGACUGAGAAGAUUGCAAAAGGGGAAGGAAGUACGGCAUUGCUAGAUAAAACUGUCCAGGGUAUUGAAGAGUAUGCUCAAGAUUAUAAGAAAUGUUUUGAAAGGGCGAUCGAUCCGAUGGUUAAGGGCAUUGUGGAUAAGAACAUUGCUAUUAGGGGAUAUGUUACUGCAUAUGUUAGAAAGGUUGCCGCCAAUCAGGUAAAUAUAAAAUUUGAUCACGUAAAAAACGCCAUUGAAAAACAUGUUUGUAAAAUUGUUGAAAGUGUUAACGGUCAAGAACCCAACGCCGUCAAAAAUGAUAUUGUGGCAACAUUGACCAGCAUCCAGACAUAUCUUACCAAAGUUACAGAGAAGCUUCAUGAGACACAGGCAAAGCCACAAUUAGAAAACUUUAUGCAGGAAGUUGUGAGAUCGGCGCAACUCUCUCCUCACUCCCCCGACAAACAACUGUUUCUCCAACUCGCCGUCAAAGCUGUCCUGGCCGCAACAUCAACGGCAGCUGAAGAGUCAGGAAGGCAAUUUGCGGAAUUCGCUGUGAAUUCCCAGAUCGACAGAUUUAGUGCGGCUAUGAAGCUUGUUAAAGGCCUUAGUACGGAUCUUAAGGCACAAGUUAAUGCAACUAUUGAGAGCAUAAAAUCGAACGUAUCCAGUGAUGUCAUCACCCCCGCCAAGGCAAUUCAGACUAAGCUUACGCUAAUUAUUGAGGCGGUUAAAGAGCAUAUUACUGAACUCAAUAAGGCCGUUGCUCCCAAAAAUAGCUUUGCAGUAAAACAAGACAACACAGGUGAUACAAUCAUUGCCGGAGCCCAGAAACUGAUUGAAAAGGAUAUAACUGGGAUUAACAACGGCGUUGAAAGAGUGUUAGAAAAAGGACGCAAAACAUUAACUGACACUAUGAACUCAUCCAGCGAGAAUUGCCAAGAGGACAUAAAAUCCAGCGUGACGAACGAAACCAAAAGGUCAAAGACGCAAAUCAAAAAUGAGGCCCUUCAGAAAUUUGCAAAAACAAAAGAGAAGGAGCUCGACGCCCUGAAGAAGAUCGUCGCAACGCAAAGAGCUGAGGUCGAGAGAAUAAUAAAACACGACAGAGCAAACGGCCUAAAAGGGUUCUUGCUCAAGUUGAAGGGCGUAAGCGGCAAGGAUCUCGAGUCUCUAAAAAUCACGGAUGCAAUGUCAUCAACCGGCGAUAAAAUGCGUAUGCAUUUCGCCAAAUUAUCCGGCGACUUCAGAACCUAUUUAUAUCCUAUUCUUGAUUACGUUCGAGAGCAGGUGAAGACUCCGAUACCGCCGUCAUUUAGACGAGACAAUGAGAACUCUGAUAAGGUUGCCGCAAUUCACGGCGAUGUAAGAAAACUGCUGCGUCACCUGAGAGACAACGCAGAGAGGAAGCAUAACAUCGACCAUAAAUUUGCAGAGUUACUUGACACAGUCACUAGUUCACUUAACUCAUUUACUUCUUCCAAGUUCGACGGCAUUUUCAAUGCCACAUUAUGUGAUGUCCUGAAAGCUUCACUCAGCGCGUUUGGAAGACAGUUAGGAAAUGCGUACGUUAAUAGGUAUUCCACUGCACUUCCGAUCUCUGACUGGGACACUGUGGACGGCGACGGCCGCAAGGCCGCCAAAAUCGUUGUUACCAUUAUGAAAAUUUUAGCUGACGAUUUGACAGAUUUGCGACACGAAUGCAAAAAUGGUUGGAAGCAUAACAAAAUCAGUCUCGUUUCCACUCCUAACAUCCAUAAUCCCCUCGGCGCAUUCUUCAAGGGCUGCGGCUACAAGGUUUCCAAGUUGGAAGAGUCCUAUGAAGGAGAGCUGAGAUGUCAUGACAAGAUGAAGGGAGGACACAUUUCUCGAGACCUUCUUGACAUGGUAAUUCCCGGUGCCGCAAAAGAUUUGCAUCUUCCAAAAUGUAAACCGGAUGAAGCAAAGACACAAAUUAAAGCAACAUCAGAAUUUAAUAUAUUCAACAUUCUCGAUUGUCUCACAACUCACGUCGGUGAGUAUUACGAAUCUUGCCACCUCGAACUCCCUAAAUCCCAAAAGUAUCCGUGUUCCGUUCGUGAUAUCUGUGUAUGGCUUUCCGGCCUUCCUCACACUGCAGUUUAUAAAACAAUUGAGGGGCACUGUAAUAAGAUGCUCAAUGAGCAAGACAAGGCAACCGGUGCAUUCCCCAAUAAGGCCGAUGAAGUCAUGAAGAGAUCCUUGGAACACCUUAACGGUACCAUUGAAAAAACAUGUCACUUGGCACAUAGAUUACUAGUCUCCAUCCAGGGCAACGGCAGUGGCGCUGACUACGCUGCGUACCCGUAUGCGUGUUGCUUUGAGAACAACCACGGAGGGUUCCAUUACCCGGGUGAUCCGUCGUCGUUGCUUGACAUGUUGAAAUAUAUGUGUACUCGUUUGUUACGUGCACUGUGCUUCUUACAUCAACAAUGUAAGCACACCGCGUCUGACGGCAACGGGUGGCGUGAGUGUCAAUAUGGUUAUCGCGUCGGCAGCUACCACUGGGACUGCGACAAGUCAGUCGAUGACUCAAGCACACAACCAAAGAUUCAAGCUAAGUGCCAACCAAAUAGUGAACCAAAUGACCAACCAAAUUGCUUACCAAAGUCCCCGCUUCAGGCCCAUCUUAUGGACGGGCUUCCUGGUUUCAUGCCGCAUAAGUUCACAUCAAUUGGUUGCCAGCCCAUGUGCUCAACGUGCCCUAAGGGCUCACUGGUUGGUCAAUGUAUCACCCCGAUGGGCUUUGCAGAUUUGGCAACUGCAGGCUCCAUUACAGGCCGUGGCGAUGACCUCGUUGAUCUGCUUUCUACACUUUGUAGAAACGGCGCAUCAGUUCUCUGUGAUUUAGUGCACGCAUUACAAUGCAUAUCGCCCUCUCCACCGAGGGGCUUGGCAGAGAUGUUCUCGUACUACUGUAACAUAAUGCAGAAAUCAUACGGUUCACUGUAUGGUCAUGACUCCGAUUGCAAAGGUAAAAUUGAUGAAGCCAUUCAUCUAAGUUUCCCGUUCAAAAAUGAUAUGUGGCUUCACAACAAAUACAGUGCUUCCAAGCUUACAGAUGCGCUGAAAGCAUUGUAUUGCUCCGAUAACGAACAUAACGGUGCCAUAACCGACGAUAAUCAUCGUGGUCUUCAAAGUUUGUCCCCAAAUCCGACUACUGGUGCCGACCAAUGCCAGCGUACUGACUCGAUCACCUGCGCUCCCUACCUCAAAGCUCUGUGUCACGACGCCUGUCACACAUAUCCCGCAAAACAUAAGGCCUUGUAUCUGUCAUGGCUUUGCCGGUUGGCAUGGACAUUCUGGGAUUUGCUUGAUCAGUUGCUCAAGGCGUUUAAUGACAUAUCCUGUCAAUCAUAUGGGUGUACAUGUAAAUGCGGUUUUGGUAAACACGGAGUAGUAGAGGAAGAUACAUCGCAAGCGCCAAAAGCUCCUAAGCCCAGUUGCCACUGCACAUCGAUCGUCGAGUGUAAAGGGCCUAUGUCCGUAUUCUACCAGUACGGAUUCAUAUUCGGAUUACCGAAGGAGUUGAUGGGAUCUCCAGGCAAGAAGACAUGUGACAAUUUUGUAAAGCAGUUAACAAGAAUUCUAACGAAAGGAUACUUCACAGAAUUAUUUGAAGAAAUCGACGAAUUCAUCUGGGCAAUACGCACACCCUUCUCCUACCUCUUAUUAGCCCUCUGGUCGCUGUCGCUCCUGUACCUGCUGCACAUCGCCGUCGUCCGCCUCGACGUCCUGCGGAUACGCUCCCACCUGAGAUCACCCUCAAGCCACCGCAUCGCCGCGCAGUCCCUCCUCGCCGCCGCAAAAGUCAAGGCACUCGCCAACAUCAAGUACUUCUCACCAUAA
Molecule: messenger RNA, 11283 nt
Organism: Babesia ovata
Lineage: Eukaryota; Apicomplexa; Aconoidasida; Piroplasmida; Babesiidae
Exons: 2
Coding region: 1-11283 (3760 amino acids)
Biological process (GO): chromosome organization involved in meiotic cell cycle; double-strand break repair; telomere maintenance via telomerase
Cellular component (GO): Mre11 complex; condensed nuclear chromosome
Molecular function (GO): G-quadruplex DNA binding; single-stranded telomeric DNA binding; double-stranded telomeric DNA binding
Source: RefSeq, a predicted model, not a curated record